AUUUUCAGAAUUUCCACCAAGAAUGCAAUUUAAUUUCCAAAGCCCGUUGCCUAUUGAAACACUUCACAGUGACAUCUUCAACCUGAAAACUACUUAAUUGCCCUCCUUCAGAGAGUAUACCUUUCUAGAACUGAUUCUUUCAUUAAAUUACUCCUCCGUCCUCGCUGCAUCGCGCUCGUACUCCUCUCAAUCGCUGGCGCACGCUCAUGAAUGAUUUGAUUGUACGGUGUAAUUGCAGUUUAGGAAAAGGAAGAGGGAAAAGAAACAGAGACAGAAAAAAAGUAUAGAGAAAUUCGAUAUCGAGUGGGGGAGUGCGGCGGACAGGGGCGGUUCGUUGGUGGCUUUUUCAAAUGGUAUAUGAUGCUUUGCAAUUCAUUGAGAGAUCGACUUCGGCCAUGGCUUCGUGAUUAUGACAGGCUUCAGUCUUUCGCAGUCAUUCUCAUUUAUAUUCAGAUCGGGUGCGCAUUGAUUGGAUCCCUUGGGGCAUUGUACAAUGGUGUUUUGCUUAUAAAUUUGGCGAUCGCAUUGUUCGCUUUGGUAGCGAUAGAGAGCAGCAGUCAGAGUCUUGGUCGUACAUAUGCUGUUCUCCUGUUCUCUGCGAUUUUCCUCGACGUCUUCUGGUUUAUUCUUUUCGCCUAUGACACAUGGAACUUCUCAUCCGAGCAAUAUGGAUCCCUUUUUACCUUUUCAGUGAAGCUUACUCUGGCUAUGCAGAUUAUUGGAUUUUCUGUUAGGUUAUCUUCUUCACUACUGUGGAUUCAAAUUUACAGGCUGGGGAUUUCAUACAUGGAAACUUCAGUUCCCCGAGAGGCAGAUUAUGAUUUGAGAAAUAGUUUUCUUAGCCCGGCUACACCUGUUGUAGUUAGACAACCAUCAGGUUCUGACGAUAUGAUAGGGGGCUCCAUCUAUGAUCCAAGUUAUUACUCGUCUCUAUUUGAUGAUGGUCAAGAUAGUAAAUGUUUGUCUGGGGUAAUGUAUCAAUUUUUUUAUAUCUCCCAUUUCGGUAAUGGUGAUAAUGGUUCUACCUCUGGGCCAGAUGUAUCUCGAUCAAAGCUGUCUAGACAUUUCCAAGUAGCAGAUUCUUUGUAGGAUGAGUAUGCAGAUGGAAAUCAGCUGCAGACGGUUUAGAGCAUUGAGUUAGUGAAUCUGUUGAUUAUUUACUCGUGUUAUUUUGAUGUCACAAAUAUCGUCGUUUACGACUAGCUACUCAGUACUCAGGUGCGGCUGGUUAAUGUAGAUCGAUGUUGUACAGCUUCACAUUACUAGGUAUAAUUCUUUUGUCGAGGAUAAAAUUUUUUCAUCGAAGGAAGUUCCUGGAACGUCCGGCUGUGUUGAGUAAAAGCGAUGCGUUGGCUUUGACGUCUAAAUGGGGAAACAAGUUCAAUAAAAAGAACUGACUUUCACUCUAUUCCCGAAUUCCGUAGAUAAAAGGGUCGGUUAGAUCUUGGAGCGGAAGAAAUCUAUGGCACAAGGAAACACAUUUUUUUAUUAUAAUAUUUUCAAAUUUUGGGGAUAUUGUGGAAAUUAACCUAGCUUAUAAGGUGAACUACAGUUUGUUUUUAUUAUAUUUUAAUAAUGUCUCGUGGAUCUCAUCUGAAUGCGUCUCUUCAAUACUCAUUUUUUUUAAAAGAAAAAUAUUCUUCCAAUAA
Molecule: messenger RNA, 1649 nt
Organism: Benincasa hispida (wax gourd)
Lineage: Eukaryota; Viridiplantae; Streptophyta; Magnoliopsida; Cucurbitales; Cucurbitaceae
Source: RefSeq, a predicted model, not a curated record